AUGGCUGCUCUCCAAGCUCAGCGUCUCUUCUUGACGGCCUCGUCGUUGUCGUCGUCGUCGACGACGUCUUGCGCCACGCGGCCGCGCCGGAGCUCCGCCGCUCGCUGCCGCGCGGCCCUGCGCGCUCCUACCGGUCUAAGCACGGCGGACGGUGGCCUCGGACUCAAGCUGGACUGGAUCCCGACGACGGCCACGUCGGCGGCGCCCGCGGAGUACGGCGCGGCCAAGGCGGUCGAGAAGCUCCGCGCGAUCGCCGAGGCGGCGGCGGACCGCGCCGAGAUGCACGACAUCAUCGGCAGGCAGCGGGACAACUGGAACCACCUGCUACUCCAUUCCACUAACUCCCUCGCGCUCGCCGCCUCCGUCAUGGCCGCGCUCGCCCCCGCCGCGCCGACGAGCAUAGUCGCGCUCAAGGCCUCCACGGGGGCCCUCCUCGCCACGGCCGCCGUCACGAUGGCCGCGGUCAACAAGAUCCAGCCGUCGCAGCUCGCCGAGGAGCAGCGCAACGCCACGCGGCUCUGGAGGCAGCUCGAGCGCGACGUCCGCGCCGCGCUCGACCUCAGGACGCCGUUGGCGAGUGCCGACGUCCAGGAGGCCAUGGACAGGGUGCUGGCGCUCGACGCGGCGUACCCGCUGCCGCUGCUCCCCGGCAUGCUUGACAAGUUCCCCAAGACCGUCGAGGCCGCCCGGUGGUGGCCGCGCCGUCGCCAGCAACAGCAGCUCAAGACGAAGUCCAAGAGUUCCGUCCGGCGCGGCGGCAACGGCAACGGCUGGAGCCAGGACCUCGAGGACGAGAUGCGCGGCCUCCUACGCGUGCUCAAGGCCAAGGACGAGCACCAGUACCUGACGGUCGGCAAGCUGGUCCUCAACCUCAACCGCGGCCUCGCCGUGGCCGGACCCGUGCUCGCCAGCACUGCCGCGCUAGCUGCGGCCUUCAUUGGCGCUGGAGAAGUCGGUUCCUGGGCCUCCGGCGUGGCCAUCCUCGGCGGCGCGCUGGCGGCGGCGGCGAACACGGUGGAGCACGGCGGGCAGGUGGGCAUGGUGUUCGAGCUGCUCCGCAACUGCGCGGGGUUCUACCACAAGCUGCAGGAGGACAUCGAAGCCACGCUCGGCGAGGCCGACGCCGAGCGGAGGGAGAACGGCGAGGUGUUCGAGACCAAGGUGGCGCUGCUGCUCGGCCGGAGCACGUCGGACCUUAAGCAGUUCAGGCGGAUGGCGUCGGCGUCGUUCAAGGACGAGGACAUCAAAGACUUCGCCGGGAAACUCUUCUGA
Messenger RNA from Phragmites australis (common reed), 1272 nucleotides. RefSeq names its product probable F-box protein At4g22030. The coding region runs from base 1 to 1272 and encodes 423 amino acids. Lineage: Eukaryota; Viridiplantae; Streptophyta; Magnoliopsida; Poales; Poaceae. The record is from RefSeq and is a predicted model, not a curated record. The transcript has a single exon.